CGGGUAACACCUUGUGGUUAUUUUCCAAAACUCACUGCUGCCGACACACUCGCCUGUCCACAGAAUCUUACGGAAAUGCUUAUUUCAUUAUGUCUGCUGCCAGUCAGGCUUGGUCCAUGUUGGCCUUUUCAUUUUGUAACUCAGUCCU
Acaulospora colombiana is the source of this 148-nucleotide messenger RNA. NCBI's taxonomy places the organism in Eukaryota, Fungi, Glomeromycota, Glomeromycetes, Diversisporales, Acaulosporaceae. The record is from the annotation of a GenBank genome assembly.